Messenger RNA from Acanthochromis polyacanthus (spiny chromis), 2277 nucleotides. Its product is annotated as kidney mitochondrial carrier protein 1. Gene Ontology annotation, cellular component: mitochondrial membrane. Gene Ontology annotation, biological process: mitochondrial transport. The transcript has 9 exons. The coding region runs from base 181 to 1041 and encodes 286 amino acids. NCBI's taxonomy places the organism in Eukaryota, Metazoa, Chordata, Actinopteri, Pomacentridae. The record is from RefSeq and is a predicted model, not a curated record.
CGGAGCUUGUUGUUCCCCGGCAGGAGGGGGAGGGACGUGGGGAAGGAAUCUUCAAACGCCGGCAGAGGUUCAAACGCGGUUACACGGAGAAAGUAGGAGCUGCAGACCCAGUAAAGCCUCGUGUUCUGUCGCCGGUUCUUCGGGAGCUGUUGGCUGUGACUCGGUACACGACGGGAUAAAAUGUCUACCGUCAACUGGAAGCCGUUUGUGUUCGGCGGGUUAGCUUCGGUGACGGCGGAAUGCGGGACAUUUCCCAUUGACCUCGCCAAGACUCGCCUUCAGGUCCAGGGCCAAGUGGGCGACAGUAAAUACCGAGAGAUCCGCUACAGAGGCAUGCUCCAUGCCAUGAUGAGGAUAGGAAGAGAGGAGGGACCCCGGGCUUUGUAUUCAGGAAUUGCUCCUGCCAUGCUGCGCCAGGCCUCCUACGGGACCAUAAAAAUCGGAACAUACCAGAGCUUUAAGCGGCUUCUGGUUGACAGACCAGAGGAUGAGACGCUGCUGACUAAUGUUCUGUGUGGUGUCCUCUCUGGGGUCAUCUCCUCCUCCAUCGCCAACCCGACGGAUGUGCUGAAGAUCCGCAUGCAGGCCCAGGGACGUGUGAUCCAGGGCAGCAUGAUGGGCAACUUUAUUAACAUCUACCAGGAGGAGGGAACACGAGGACUGUGGAAGGGUGUCUCUCUAACAGCUCAGAGGGCAGCUAUCGUGGUCGGAGUGGAGCUGCCGGUUUAUGACAUCACCAAGAAGCAUCUGAUCCUGUCGGGUUACAUGGGGGACACCGUGUACACACACUUCCUGUCCAGCUUUGUUUGUGGUCUGGCGGGAGCUCUGGCCUCAAAUCCCGUGGAUGUUGUCCGGACACGCAUGAUGAACCAGAGAGGAGGAGCUCUGUAUCAGGGAACGCUGGACUGUCUGCUGCAGACGUGGCGCUCUGAGGGCUUCAUGGCCCUCUACAAGGGCUUCUUUCCCAACUGGCUCCGCCUGGGACCGUGGAACAUCAUUUUCUUCCUCACGUAUGAACAGCUGAAGAAGAUCGAUGUGUGAUGAGCAGAAGUGCAGCAUGAAGACGAGAUAAAUUACAAGGGGAAAAUGCUCCAAGACGAGCCGAAAGGACCAAAAUGAGGGAUGUCUGGAUGUUGGUGUAUCCUUGAAGAAACCAACAGGGGGAAGGGGUUCACAGACGUUGACCUGCGUUAAGGGACGGCAAGAGAAUUUGCCUGAUUGCCCUUUGGGCCGUUUGUCUCCUGAAGCCUGUGGCGAGUGUGGAAGGUUCUCUGACACACAAACGCUCAUCUUUGAUGUCGUAACUCAUCUUAAUCCUACUUUAGGCUUCACCGCUCAACCACUGGCCGCUCUAAUUUAUUCACUGUGAAAUUGGAGGGGAAUUUUACAACACUUGUUUAUUUCAGUCAGGCUGCUUUAGAAAUGGCCCCAGUGUCACGAGGAAAACAAACUCAUGCUGGCUUUCUGGCGUCUACAUUUAAAGUGCUCUCCGUAUCGAGUGCCUUAGUUUGUGAUGUGGGCCGUUUGAGCCUGAGCUUCAGAAUGUCGGAUAGCAGCUGACAAUAGCCGCGAUCAUUCCCUUUGGAACAGAUACAAAGAAACAAAGAUGCUUGUGUGCAUGAGUGGACAAAGUUCAUGCUUUUUUUGUUGUUUUUUUUUUUAAAUACGUAUUUCUAAAUGGAGCGAUGGGUGUGAGGAAAGGUGAAAUUGCUGAGAACUCGCAGGAGUAUUUACACAGCAAAGAGCCAAGAAUGCAUCCUUGUGUACUGUAAGAAGUUAUAUAAACAGAAAACCAGAGAUGGCACGCACACCUCGUCUAUAUGUGGCGAGACGGUCCGAGAUAGUCCCUCAUGCCAGCGAGUGCUGACAGUAAAUAUAAGCUGUGGCAGCUGGGGGUUGACACACUGCACUCGCUGGCUUCUUAUAUAUAGGUUACUGUAACAGUUGUUAUGUAAAGCUACAUACUAUAUUCCACACACUUCUAAUUUCAGACCCCUCUGGUAAGAUUAGAUGUUAAUUUUGUUGCUCCAGGGCGCUGCAACCACUGCACAUGACCCACAGUUAUAUUUUCAUACACUGUAUUUGCACGCUUUUUGCUUAUAAGUGAGCUUUCAUUGUGAGGAAUGAAUUUGUUGCUGGCUGUGGUGUGAGUGUGAGCCGUCGCUGCUGCUGCUGCCAAAGUGUACCCCUGUGUAGUUUUGUUAAACUUCUGAUGUUGAUGUAAAAUGCUGCUGUCGUCUUGUAUAUCUGAAAUUAAAGAGCUGGGAUGAAAGCCCA